Molecule: messenger RNA, 902 nt
Organism: Scleropages formosus (Asian bonytongue)
Lineage: Eukaryota; Metazoa; Chordata; Actinopteri; Osteoglossiformes; Osteoglossidae
Gene: rhoq
Product: ras homolog family member Q
Exons: 5
Coding region: 278-895 (205 amino acids)
Biological process (GO): small GTPase-mediated signal transduction
Molecular function (GO): GTP binding; GTPase activity
Source: RefSeq, a predicted model, not a curated record
GUCCCUGCAAGUGAGAGUGGGCUGAAGGAGUGGAGGGGGUGGAACAGCGGCAGUGAGCCGCACUGAAGAGCUCUUGAAAAGGAGGGGUGCUUUGACCCACCCCCAAGUCUCCAGUGUGAAAUCAGAUCCAUCCUCAAGACAGAAGAGUCUCCCCAACAUCUGCCACAUUUGGGGCUGUCAGCGGAGGAAUGCCACACCGGCCUAUGUGCCCCAGCAGAGUGGUGCCUUGACCCCGACUGGUGGUGCAUGGCCAUCCGGGGGGCGUGGCAGCAGGGGCAUGGCGCUCGGACCCGGAGCAGUGAUGCUCAAGUGUGUGGUGGUGGGAGAUGGAGCGGUGGGCAAAACGUGUCUGCUGAUGAGCUACGCCAACGACGCCUUCCCUGAGGAGUACGUGCCCACGGUGUUCGACCACUAUGCAGUAAGUGUGACUGUUGGUGGAAGGCAGCACCUCUUGGGACUGUAUGACACUGCUGGUCAGGAAGACUACGACCGCCUGAGACCCCUGUCCUAUCCCAUGACCGAUGUGUUCCUCAUCUGCUUCUCGGUGGUGAACCCAGCUAGCUUCCACAACGUCCGGCAGGAGUGGGUUCCAGAGUUGCACCAGUACUCUCCUGGAGUCCCCUUUCUCCUCAUAGGGACACAGAUUGACCUUCGGGACGACCCAAAGACCAUCACAAAGCUCAACGACAUGAAAGAGAAGCCCGUCACAACGGAGCAGGGGCAGAAGCUGGCGAAGGAGAUCGGUGCCUACUGCUACGUGGAAUGCUCUGCCCUGACGCAGAAGGGGCUGAAGACCGUGUUUGACGAGGCCAUCAUUGCCAUCCUUGCCCCCAAGAGGAGAGCCCUCAAGAGACGGCUGGUGCCUCGCUGUAUUGACUGCUGCCUGAUCACAUGACGCAGUG